This is a messenger RNA of Synchiropus splendidus (mandarinfish), 353 nucleotides long. RefSeq names its product ribosomal protein S21 (gene rps21). Lineage: Eukaryota; Metazoa; Chordata; Actinopteri; Syngnathiformes; Callionymidae. The transcript has 6 exons. The coding region runs from base 62 to 313 and encodes 83 amino acids. The record is from RefSeq and is a predicted model, not a curated record. Gene Ontology annotation, biological process: endonucleolytic cleavage to generate mature 3'-end of SSU-rRNA from (SSU-rRNA, 5.8S rRNA, LSU-rRNA); translation; endonucleolytic cleavage in ITS1 to separate SSU-rRNA from 5.8S rRNA and LSU-rRNA from tricistronic rRNA transcript (SSU-rRNA, 5.8S rRNA, LSU-rRNA). Gene Ontology annotation, cellular component: cytosolic small ribosomal subunit; ribosome. Gene Ontology annotation, molecular function: structural constituent of ribosome.
CGGUCGUCCUUCCUUUCCUGUCGGCCAUUAGUCGCAUACGGAGACCUUUCAUCUGUCAAUCAUGCAGAACGACGCUGGUGAAUUUGUGGACCUGUACGUCCCACGUAAAUGCUCUGCUAGCAACAGAAUCAUUGGUGCCAAGGACCAUGCAUCUGUCCAGCUCAAUAUCGCAGAGGUUGACAAGGUGACUGGACGCUUCAACGGUCAGUUUAAGACCUACGCCAUCUGUGGCGCCAUCCGCAGAAUGGGCGAGUCUGACGACUCCAUCCUCCGGCUCGCUAAGACCGACGGCAUUGUUGCAAAGAACAUCUGAAGCUGUCGAAACUUUGUAAAAAAUAAAAAUGACAACAAUA